This is a messenger RNA of Bombyx mori (domestic silkworm), 1503 nucleotides long. It is a transcript of the gene inc, whose product is annotated as BTB/POZ domain-containing protein KCTD5. NCBI's taxonomy places the organism in Eukaryota, Metazoa, Arthropoda, Insecta, Lepidoptera, Bombycidae. Gene Ontology annotation, cellular component: cytoplasm; Cul3-RING ubiquitin ligase complex. The record is from RefSeq and is a predicted model, not a curated record. The coding region runs from base 235 to 888 and encodes 217 amino acids. Gene Ontology annotation, biological process: proteasome-mediated ubiquitin-dependent protein catabolic process; protein homooligomerization. Gene Ontology annotation, molecular function: cullin family protein binding. The transcript is spliced from 2 exons.
CUCUCUCUCUCCCUCUCUCUCGCUUGUGCACUUUCGUAAUACUUUGCUGCUACGAAGCCACAUUUAUAGAAAGCUAUUUGGCUUUAAGCCAGAAAAACACAAAUUAACCAAAUAUAUUAAUAAUUUAUUAAAUGUAUCCAUCGAGUCGCCGCCAAAAAGCUCUCAAGACAAUGACAAGCAUGACAAAACUACUGUCUACGAUACGAACGGUGCACGGGUUGUCUUUGGUACGCGAUGGCGGAGCAUAUUGACUGUAGUGAUUUUAUGGAAGAAAAUAUACAAAAAUUUAAUAAUGAAAGGCGGAGUAGCAAACAAUGGGUCAAACUUAACGUUGGUGGAACGUAUUUUUUAACUACAAAAACAACUCUAUGUAGGGAUCCUAAUUCAUUUUUGUAUCGAUUAGUUCAAGAGGAUAGUGACUUGAUAUCAGACAGGGAUGAGACUGGCGCUUAUUUAAUAGAUAGAGACCCGACAUAUUUUUCACCUGUCCUCAAUUAUCUUCGCCACGGUAAAUUGGUGAUUAACAAUGAUAUUGCUGAAGAAGGGGUUCUCGAAGAAGCAGAAUUCUACAACAUUACGGAACUUAUAAGAUUAGUUAAAGAGAGAAUAUGUCUCAGAGAGAGAAGACCUUUGAAAGAUUCCAAGAAACAUGUAUACAGAGUUCUGCAGUUUCAUGAAGAGGAGCUGACACAGAUGGUUUCCACAAUGUCAGAUGGUUGGAAAUUUGAACAACUAAUCAAUAUUGGUUCACAGUAUAACUAUGGCAAUGAUGAACAUGCAGAGUUCCUUUGUGUGGUUAGUCGUGAAUGUGGUAGUACACUCAACAGUAAUGACAUUGAGUCAACAGAUCGUGCAAAAGUGUUGCAGCAAAAAGGCUCACGAAUGUGAGCUCUGAUUUUACUUUUGUUUAUUUUUUUGUGAUCAUAACUCUGUGUGAUGUGUACAUAUUGUGAAAAGAAUAAACAGUCUUAAAUAAUUAUUGGUAUUGUAACAAAAGGAUCUUACAAGAUUAAGGUUGAUAAUGCAAUAAUUUAAUAGUUAGUAAGUAACUUGUGUUGUCUGAAUUUUAUGGUAGGAAAUACUCAAUUGCAUAAAUUUAGGAAAUAGGGAGUAAAAUGUAUUUUUGAGUCUAUAGUUUAUUAGUGUAUUUAGCAACAGGUUGUACCAGGCAAUUAAAGUGACCCAUUGGUCCUAUAUGUCCAUACAAAAGUGUGUGCUAUUCUCUAGUUUAUUAUGAAAGGAGAGCGAAUUGUAUUGUAAUUGUGAGUGAAUUGUGAAUGAAAUUCUGAGACUAAUAAUGUUCUUUGUACAUUUUCUGUUUCAUUGUUUUGUAAUUACUAUAAAAUAACAAUCUGUACCUUAACAAUUCCAGAUAUGCUCACAUACCAAACGUAAUGGAAACAACAUUAAAAUGCAUUUGUUCUAUUAAAAACGUAAUUAAGUAAAAAAAUUGUUUGUGUUUAUGCCUUUAUUUCAGUGAAUAAGUAAACAAUUGACUGAAAA